Candida tropicalis MYA-3404 is the source of this 381-nucleotide messenger RNA. RefSeq lists its product as uncharacterized. NCBI's taxonomy places the organism in Eukaryota, Fungi, Ascomycota, Pichiomycetes, Serinales, Debaryomycetaceae. Bases 1 to 381 code for a protein of 126 amino acids. The record is from RefSeq and is a predicted model, not a curated record. The transcript has a single exon.
AUGUCAGAAGAUCGUCCAGUUAUAAGGUCUAGAGCUCCAUCGAGAUUGGACUUAUUUGCCACUAAUUUAAAACAAGAUAUUAGAGCACACCAAAGAACUUACGAAGGUGCAUAUACUCGAACGGCAGUAGGAUGUUUCGCCUUUUCCAUACUAAUAAUUAAGUUGUUUUCCAAAGAGUUUUUACCUAUUGGAACAAUAUAUACUAUAUAUGGAUGUUUGCUAUACUUUCUUGGUGUAUUCAAGGCAGCUCGAGUAGAUAGGUAUUAUAAUCCAGAUAAAGACAUUGAGAUGUUUACGACGAGUGGUGAUUUUGUGGUCUUUUUAACAAUCCUCAGCUUGUCAUGUUAUAUAGCACUAUUAGUGUUGAUAUUAAAAAUGUAG